UCCUACAGUGAUUCAGAAUCAAGUGGCAAGAAUGCUCCGGAUGUUCGCGAUUAAGCUGAACUUGAACGGAGCUCGACAAUGGCCGCGUACGGUUUCACAAAUCGGAGGCGUUCGCUUUUUUACUUCCCUUUACCUUCGCGUUUCGAUUAAUCGCAUCUCGGUGUUGAGGACUGAUCGCAGAUCACACGUUCGAUUCGAGCUCGCUCGCUGCUGGGCUCUCGCGGUUUGCAGUGUCACACGCAGCACAAACAAUGACUUUGAUACAGGAGUAUACAGAUAUGCCGCCUCAAAAACAUCAUUCGAGAAGUACUUCACACCUACAGUGGCACAAUACUUCGCACGAGUUGGGGUCAUUGCAAGUUUGGUCGUCUUAACUGCAGUAGCAUUAAAAAAGAGAAGGGAUGCUCGAGAACAUUUGUACCGUACUGGACAAAUUGAUUAUGCAAGCAGGCCACAUAGAUUUGUUUGUUAGAUGAUUAUUUUAAUAAAAUACAUGAAGUUGGUGUAUGUAACAUAACUCUAGAUUGUAUAGAAAUAAAUUUACAACAAUAUAUGUA
Molecule: messenger RNA, 557 nt
Organism: Monomorium pharaonis (pharaoh ant)
Lineage: Eukaryota; Metazoa; Arthropoda; Insecta; Hymenoptera; Formicidae
Gene: ND-B15
Exons: 3
Coding region: 32-472 (146 amino acids)
Cellular component (GO): mitochondrion
Source: RefSeq, a predicted model, not a curated record